This is a messenger RNA of Durusdinium trenchii, 339 nucleotides long. NCBI's taxonomy places the organism in Eukaryota, Dinophyceae, Suessiales, Symbiodiniaceae. The record is from the annotation of a GenBank genome assembly.
AUGAACACCAUUUCAAUCCAUUUCAAUGGCACCCAUUUCCCGCCGCCCGUCCGUCCGUUUGUCCGUCAGGUGGACUACGAGGAGGUCGCUCCCCCGAGCGACGCCUCGUCGGGUCGUCGCCUCUCAGAGCUCCUCCGCGCGGUGGCGACUCCGCGGCGCGGAGCGGCUCCGCUGCCGCAGAACGGGUUUCUCCAUCGACUGGACGUGCCCAGCAGCGGGCUGAUCCUGGCGGCACGCCAUGUGAGGGCCUUCUAUGACCUGAAGAUGCAACUGGCGCUGGGUGAGAUUCAAAGGGAUUACAUGGUGCUUGGGCAUGGUGCCUCAGCAAGGCAACCAUAG